AUGGCGGUGACUCGUACUGCCACCGUGGAGUGCACAUGGAGGAUUUUUGAGCUGCUGCCAGUUCUAAUUAUUUUCAUGUUCUAUGAAUUUAAAAUUCAGAGCCGACUUUAUUUGACUUAUAAAAAUCUAGAAAGAGAUAAAUCUAAACUUGAAGAAGAAAUAUUACUUAUAGAGUAGAAACUAGAAGAAGAGAGAGCUAAACGUUAUGAAGAAGAGGAAUUGAUGAGUGACCUUUCAAAAAUGAUGCAGUCUCUAGCAGAUGAAUCACAGUCUGUCAAAUCACAGCUAGCUGAAGUCAAAACCACACUAAGAAUAAUUGAAAUAAAUAAAGAACGACUUAAAGGAGUAAUAACAGAUACCUUGAAUGAAAAUUCUCAACUUCAGGAAAGCGUGCAUCAGUAUUUAGAAGAAGCUAAAAUCAUGAAAGAACAAAUGAAUCAACUCAAUAAACAGAAAAUAGCAAUCAAAGUAUCCAACGUACAGGCAGAGCGACUCCUAAAAGUAAAGGAAAAUCAGUUCAAGUCUCUGAUGGAGAGCCUGCUAAGGAUGAAAGACUGGAAAUCUGUGCUUGGGGAAGAUGUAACUGAUGAUGGUGAUCUGGAUGUAGAAGUGAACAAUGACUUAGAGAAUAACUGCACUGUCUAUCUUCCUGAGUGUAAUCAGCCUAAGGGAGCUUUGAGGAAGCUAAUAUAUGCUACUGAGUUAAGUGCUUUGUUAAAAAUCCUAGAAGGAGACAGAAACCAAAUUUAUACUCAGUUAUCUGAAAUAGAUGCAACAAAUGAUGAUCUUACAGAGCAUAUGCGAAGUCUCAAGUCUGAACAAGUGUCUCUGCAGUCAGGUAAUACACAACUUGAAAUCGAGAAACAGAAGCUUCAAAGGAAAAUCACAGUGAUGAGGGAGCUGUACCAAGACAAUGAAAGGAUGCUUCACAGGAAAAUAACAGUGGAGGAAAAUUGUAGACUGGAGAAAGAGGAAGAAGUUUUCAAAGUGAACAAGAGAAAUAGCCAUGUGAACAAGGAACUAGAGACCUAUAGACGGUGUGCCAAGGAUUUUGAAGAAGAAUUGGAGAGAACAAUUUGCUCCUAUCAAGGGCAGGUGGUUAUUGCUCAUGAACAAAGGGCACAUGACUAUUGGAAGGCAACUUUUCCAAACUCUGGCCCUGCUGAUUGCAAAGUGGCUGUCUAUGGCUUGACUCCUCCACUGGUGGCCAACGUUUCAGGCCCUAGAGAUCAUGGAUGCCCUGCCAUUCCACAGAAUCCAAGAGGCCAGAAUACACCACCACCUUAUCCAGAUGCUCGAAAUCUGGUUCCUGUUACUAUGAGAAACACUGUCCAGAAGCAACUUGAGGGAGAAAGGGUUGUCAUGGCUCACAGGUAA
Phodopus roborovskii (desert hamster) is the source of this 1377-nucleotide messenger RNA. RefSeq names its product melanoma inhibitory activity protein 2-like. The transcript has 16 exons. Gene Ontology annotation, cellular component: endoplasmic reticulum exit site; endoplasmic reticulum membrane. Gene Ontology annotation, biological process: endoplasmic reticulum to Golgi vesicle-mediated transport; protein secretion; vesicle cargo loading. Lineage: Eukaryota; Metazoa; Chordata; Mammalia; Rodentia; Cricetidae. The record is from RefSeq and is a predicted model, not a curated record.